Messenger RNA from Melopsittacus undulatus (budgerigar), 1295 nucleotides. It is a transcript of the gene MARCKSL1, whose product is annotated as MARCKS like 1. Gene Ontology annotation, biological process: central nervous system development; actin filament organization. The record is from RefSeq and is a predicted model, not a curated record. Gene Ontology annotation, cellular component: cytoplasm; plasma membrane. Lineage: Eukaryota; Metazoa; Chordata; Aves; Psittaciformes; Psittaculidae. Gene Ontology annotation, molecular function: calmodulin binding; actin filament binding.
GGGAGGGGGCUCCCCCACCCUCUCUCGGCCGCUGCGGCCCCGUCCGCCCGACGUGCGGUACCAUGGGCAGCCAGGGCUCCAAGGUGGCCAAGGGGGGGGGCAGCUCCGCACCGGCCGCCCCCACCGAGCCGGCCAAGGCCAACGGGCAGGAGAACGGCCAUCUGAGGGUGAACGGGGCCACGACGGCCCGAGCGGGCGGUGAAGCUGCGGUCCCUAACGGGAACGGUUCGUCCGAGCCGCUGGGAUGCAGCGGGGACGCCAUCGAGCCUGCUCCCCCCGCCGGAGCGGGGGAUGCUCAGCCCGAGGGGGCCGCGGCACCGCCCCGGGACACCCCCAAGAAGAAGAAGAAGUUCUCGUUCAAGAAGUCCUUCAAGCUGAGCGGGAUGUCCCUGAGGAGGAGCAAGAAGGAAGCCGGAGACUCCGCGGGCUCCAGUCCCUCGGAGGAGCAAGGCCAGGAGGGUCCCGGCAGCGCAGCCAACGGGACGGAGCCUCCCGCGGCCCCCGGCGGAGGGGCGGAGAGAGGCGGACCCGCUGCGGGCACCGAGGCCGGGAGAGGAGGGGAGGAGAAUGAGCAGCAGGCGGCGGAGCGACCGGGAGCCGGAGCCGGAGCCGAGCCCGGGGAACCCUCACACCCUGCGGGGUCUGACCCUGCAGCAGCCGCGGAGCAGCACGAGGAGUAGAUCCCGCUUGGAUGGCCCCACCCGGGAAUGUGUCGGACUCGCUGCUCCCCCCACACCUCCGUCCCACCCGAACUGCAGCAGCUCUCCCAGACCAACCCCUCCCCGAGGGAUGCUCUCCCGUCUCCAUCAGUUGGUUUGGAUCCCACCACUGCCACUGGGAGUAGUUCUACCUGAAUCCUUCACACGGUGGAGGGAGAUUAUCCUGGAUGUAACUGGAACUUACAGGUUGUGAUUGCUGCUGGCUCCUGGCUGACCUCGAAGCACAGUAACUUCAAUGGAUCCUUUUUCUUCUCUUUCAAUUUACAUUCCUGGGUCUGACUUUAUAUGAAAGUAUUUUGUGCUUUUUCCCUAGAAAUCAAUGGUUUAAGAGCUAAUCCUGUUAGGGUUUUAUAAUGGCUUACUCUUGGCUUAAAACCAUAAAGCUUGUAAGUCCCCUGUGUUUAAUUCUGGUCUAGGGGUGUGGGGUGGCUGGGCAGGGACCUGCAGCUGUAAACUGUGAAGCAACGUUGGGGUUCUCUGUAAAUAAUUACUUUUUUAAUGGCCAAAACACUUGAUUUGCAGUUUUCUAAAAAUAAUAAAAAAGAAGCUGUCUGGCCUUUCUUGUAACAUCUGAAA